UUUUAUGAUACACGGUUAAAAAAUGUCUUUCGUUCAGUUAAUGUUCAAAGCAUCACAGCUGAAAAGAUUCAAGAAUGAACUUGUGGAAGAAAAACUCGACGCCAUCAAGAUCAAGAACAAGGAAAAAAGACACUUCAGAUUUCGCCAUAUCGGAAUCAAAAUCAGAGCGAGACUGAAACGGUCUAUCAAAAGAAUCACUUACUGUUUCUGUUGCCGCAAAUUCUGUUUCAAGCUACGGCAUGAUGGGAGCUGCGAAAAUUUCGUCCUGAAGAGUUUUCUAGGCUUCAUCGCCGGUUUGGUGUUGACGUAUAUAUUCUUCAUGUUUUUCGUUUUUCAACUCAAUAUCAAAAUCACAACGGCAACGGUGGUGUGCUCCUUGCUGGGGUGUGUUUUAAUGAAUGGUUUGGCUUUCAGCUCCAAAAUAAGAUGUAUUGUGUUGCUCACGCUGCCUCACUUUUUCUCGGAAAAGGGAAGACAGGCCCUAUUGGCCUAUGCGCUAAUUCUCGUCAUUUCUGGGCCAGCCAAAAACACAUUGAACAACAUGGGAAUUCUCAGCGAAUCUUUGGCCUGUGGACAGGAGCAACUCAAAUCCGCGGUCAGACAAAUCAUUGAUGUGAUCAAGAAACCGUUCUACGCCCUCAGGGAUGCUAUAAAAAAAGUAGUGGAAACGGUCAAAAAAGUCGUGAAGAAAAUCAAAGAAAUACUCCUGAAAAUCAAGAGAAUCAUUAUGGGAAUAAUAAAAGUCAUCAAAGCCGUAUUCCAGUUUCUGGCCAAAAUCAUCAGCAUCUGCAACAAAGAGCUUGGUACCCCCUUUGAGAGAUGUUCCCGAGUGUUUGAAAACGCCAUAGCGGAUUGCAAUGCCAAAUUGGGUUCCCUCUUCUCUUGGAUGUGCUCCAUCACCUACAUAGUCAAGUCAGUGUGUUAUAUAGUCAAGCCUUUCGAUCUGGUGUGCUUGAUAGUCGACUUCAUCAACGAUUCCAUUAUUGGGGUAGUGGUCAGAAAAGUAAAAGGGUUUGUAAGACACAUUCGAACAAUGUUUUAUGUUCGCAUCAAAUUUUCCCACUCAUUCCAUUUCGAAACAAACUCCUCAAAGAGCGUUGUUGAAAUAUCUCGUGAAAUUGUACAGGAGAUCAAAGAUAGGACGAAAACUGUGACUGCUGUUUUUCAUUUUCUAACCUCUGCAGCUAUGUUGUUUUUCAUAUUCAUGAUAGUGAGAGUCACUUACUACAGAUACAAAUUUUUGACUACCAACAGUUUCGAUAACAAAUUCAUAACGAAAGACUUUCACGAGAUCGACAUGAGGAGGGUGAAAUUGAACAAAGAGACUGUCUUACCUUUGAACGACAGGGAGGCCAAAGUAUACGUUAAGAUUGGGUCUUCAAAAUUAGCGGAGAAAGAGAAGAAAAUCUUGAAAAAAGCCAUCACAAAGUUGGCCGUGAUAAAUGCGAAGGCCGCCAUAUACAUAGGUAUUGAUUAUGCGUUAUUUUGGAUUUUGAAUCUCAUAAAAUACUAUGGAAGGUUCCAGUCUAAAGUACAAGCACCAAAUAUUCCAACUCCUCAUAUCAGUGGAAACGGACUUCUCGCAGAUUUGUUAAAGAGCAUCGUCAAAGCAUUCCAGCCUCUUGGAAUUCAACUGGAAAUAGAUACUGUUCCGUGUUUGCCAACUCCGAUACCACCCGACUAUGACCGAUACGUUCAAAUAGCUACUUUACUCGUGCUAUGCUGGGUGUUAACUCUCCUAGAACCUUACGGAUUGAGACUGCGCAACGUUGUCAUGAGCUACUAUCACCCAACUAGAGCCAAACAGCGUUCUAUAUGGCUCUACAACCACAUCUUAAGGUCGAGGAGCUCAUUUCUGAAAUUUGCCCGGAGACAGUUGAGAAGAAAAGUGUUUGGCUCUAAAGAUAUCGAGAAAGUUACUUGCAUGGAGUUUUUGGCUGCCAAUUUCAAGUUAUUCGCGUUAUGUUACGACAAAUCUCAAGCUGCUUGUCUUUUGUGCGGUACAGUCUUCCGAGAAACAGAUUCUGUGAAGCCGAUCAGAUGUCAGACUCCUGAAUGUCCAGGAAUAUACUGUGAAAGCUGCUUUGCUGAUCUGAGAAAUCUGUGCACCGUUUGUCUUUCUCCUAUAGACUAUGGAGAUCUCUCAGAUCUCAGCGAAGAAAGAGACUCGUCAGAAGAAGAACCACCAAAAGAAACGGUUCGGAAAAAGCGAAGUUGGUGCAAAAAACGAGAUAAAAAAGUUGUGGAAAGGAAAAUAUCUAAACACUCUGCAUAUGAAGGAAUCUUAGGCAAAACUGAAACGAAGUCCAGUUGGUCGUUUCCUAAAAUCUGCACCAAAGCAGAGAAAUCAUGCGAUGAUUCAGAUUCCCACCGGUCGUCUCCGAUUCAAAAACAAUCCAAGAGCGUCAAAUCAAUUCCCUCUGCCGACAGCAAAACAUCUUGGUCUCUUUUCAAAACUUGCUCGAAGACACUGAAAUGCAAUUCAGAGCCUCUGCUUGAAGUUGAAGAUAUAAGAAAAGCCAAGAAAAAGAAAUAUUACGAGAAACCACACGAAGGACCCUCUUCUAGCGAAGAGAGCGAAAACGUUGGACUACUGUCUGGUUCUGAACCCAUCGAUUCUGACUAUCACACAACCACUGCCAGCACAACUGACCCAGAACCUUCAACAGAUUACUCCUAUUCAUACCAGUACGAUAAAGACCAUCAGGAGAUUCCUCCUCUGGUGGAAAUACCUUUCAGAGAUGUGGAAAAACAAGCUGGGCACGACUAUGCUGGGAUGGAUAGUUUCAGGGAAGAGGAUGAUGAAGAUUUUCCUCUUCCAGAUGACGAAAUACUGAAGGAGAUUCGCCCAUCGAUUGGAACUGCUAUUUCUGGUACUACUUUCGAUAAGAUCAAGAUGGAGAGGCGUGUUGAUUUCACAGGAAUUGAACACGCAGAUGUUCAUGAAAGAAAAUACAAGAAGAAAAGAAAGAAAAAGAGACACUCGAGGCCACUCCCAGAAUCGAUAUUGUGCCACUGCUCAGAUACCGAUGAUGAAGAAGGAAUUCAUUACUUGGAAGAAACGUCUCUUAUAACUUUACCAAAAAUGAUUCGAACAGAAGAUUAUUACUCAGAAAAUUUAGGGUUUUGUACUUGCAAACAUCAAGAACAUUCAUCUUCUAGCGAAUAUCUGUCUUCGUCCAGUGAGAUAUCUUUAAUGAAAAAUUUCACAGAUUGGAACUCUACUGAAAGUGAAAUUUCACCUAAUUUCAGUGGAGAAUGUAUAGAAUUGAAAAGGAUGCGGAAAAGGGAGGAAACAAAAAGAGAUGAAACAAUGGAAAUUGUUAGAAAACCCAGUAGACUGAAGAUGUUGGUCAAAAGAGUCAUACCGAAGUUUAAAGUCUAUAGAGAAAAAUAGGCACACAAUUUUUGUACAGCGGCAAAUAUUUCUUCCAUUACAAGAAAAACUACCAACUCAGAAUCGCCCGCAGAAGAUUAUUGGAGAAAAAUAUCGAACUUUAGCAAUGGCAGAUGUUUCUGGUUUUGCAGUAUUUAGAUAAGAAAAAUGCAGUGUUGUUCUUUAAUUAUUACCACAAUAUAUUCUAUUUUCCUUUAUUUAUAACUGAA
Molecule: messenger RNA, 3606 nt
Organism: Leptinotarsa decemlineata (Colorado potato beetle)
Lineage: Eukaryota; Metazoa; Arthropoda; Insecta; Coleoptera; Chrysomelidae
Product: DC-STAMP domain-containing protein 2
Cellular component (GO): membrane
Source: RefSeq, a predicted model, not a curated record